This is a messenger RNA of Episyrphus balteatus (marmalade hoverfly), 856 nucleotides long. RefSeq lists its product as uncharacterized. The record is from RefSeq and is a predicted model, not a curated record. The transcript is spliced from 3 exons. Gene Ontology annotation, molecular function: ribosome binding; translation initiation factor activity. Gene Ontology annotation, biological process: ribosome disassembly; mitochondrial translational initiation. NCBI's taxonomy places the organism in Eukaryota, Metazoa, Arthropoda, Insecta, Diptera, Syrphidae. Gene Ontology annotation, cellular component: mitochondrion. The coding region runs from base 47 to 745 and encodes 232 amino acids.
UCAUUGUUAUUUAUUAAAUUGUUUUAUUUAUAAAAUAUCUAUUUAAAUGAGUAGAAUAUUAGUAAGUGUAUUACGAACUGCCAUUGGCAGACAACUCCGAUACGAAUGUCCAAACACUGUGCCAUCUUUUUAUCAUUUACGUCCUCUGAGAGUUUCGGUGGAAUUCUGCACAAAAAUCGGUGACGGAGCUCCUGCUAAGGCUCCAAAAAAGAAGACCAAAGAAAUACCCAAAAUCACAUUACUUCAACAAAAUGAUGCCAUGAGUGUGACCACUUUGGAAGAAGCUAAUAAAUUAGCCCGGCGCAGAGACUUGCAAUUAGUUAAGGUGCAAGAUCUUGACCCAAAGUCAAACCGGCCUGUUUAUAGAUUGGCAACAAAAGCUGAACUUUUGGCUGACGAAGACUUGGACGAAUCAAAAUCAGACAAAACGACCUCCUCCUCAUCCCAAAAAAAACCCACAGUUAAAUCCCUUACUGUUGGAUCUAGGAUAAGCGACAACGAUUUAACCUCAAGAACUAAAAACAUCAGUAAAUGGCUUAGCAAAGGCUGUGAAGUUCGUGUUCUCAUUCAAGGCAAUGAUGCAAAAAGUACAGAAUUGGUCUUCCAAAAAAUCGAAACAAGUAUCAAGGAACCCCAAGUAAUUGGAAAGAUCACUCAAAAAAGAUCAAAAGAUGGCUUCAUUAAAUUCAAUAUCUAUCCGGUUCCAGUAGAGAAGAAAGACUCGAAUGAUAACCAAAAAGCAUGACUAGAAAAAGCUAAUGCUAACAAAGUGUUGGCUGCCUUGGUCCUUUGUCUGAUUGUUAAAUAUUUAAUUUGGAGCCAAAUUCUUGUGCAAACGAUGUUUGAGCAAGUUUUG